CGAAUAUUUUGGUCCUUUUCCCGACGGCAGCAAGGCCCGUGAGAUAUUACAAUUAUUAGAAAGAUUAUUCCCUCUUGCAAAAUGUAAAGUGGUUGAUAAAUCCUAUUACGAAAACAUCAAAAAAGAAGUCAGAAAAUUUUUUCAUGGGCAAACCCAAGAAAUUAAGAAAAAAAUUAAAGAUUCUUUGCGAAAAAAUAUUGCCAAUUUAGCCUUUGAAAUCGCUCACAAAGAAAAAAAAAUCCUGGAUAAUAUUGAUUUUUUUACUAGUCAGCAAAAUAUUGAAUUUUUACGAGAGGAAAAUAGCGAUUUUUUAGGUGUUUACGAGCAAGAAAAC
Molecule: messenger RNA, 334 nt
Organism: Racocetra persica
Lineage: Eukaryota; Fungi; Glomeromycota; Glomeromycetes; Diversisporales; Gigasporaceae
Source: the annotation of a GenBank genome assembly